Spodoptera litura is the source of this 5219-nucleotide messenger RNA. NCBI's taxonomy places the organism in Eukaryota, Metazoa, Arthropoda, Insecta, Lepidoptera, Noctuidae. The record is from RefSeq and is a predicted model, not a curated record.
CACAGUUAUAUUCUCUAGAAAAAUACAUUUUACAUAUUAUCCUAUCAUAGACUUCAAUGCAUAUAGUUGUUUUAAGUCUUAAUUUGCAGUGGGAAGCGUUCCAAUUCUGUGACAUAAUUUGGUAAAUAAAACAGUUUUUCGGUGGUUUUAGUGUUAGUUUGUGUUUAUUAUAGUGAGCCAGUGUUGUGAAGAUGAAAGUGAAGGAGCUGAAGAGGACGGUGAAUGUGUGCUGGUCGCCGGCUGACCACUACCCGGUGACGAUCGCGGCCGGCUCUGCAGCGCAGCAGGUCGACUCUUCGUUUAGCUCAAGUUCCUACUUAGAGCUCUAUUCCUUAAACUUGGAAGACCCUGGACUUGAUUUAGAACUUAAAUCCAGUUUGCAGACAGAGCACAAAUUCCAAAAAAUAGUAUGGUCUGGAGCUGGUAUAUUAGUUGGAGGUUGCGAUGGAGGGCUCCUAGAGUUCUACAGUUCUGAGAAAUUGAUUCAAAAUGCCCCCGAUGCACUCCUCGGUAGCAGUACCAAACAUAAUGGUCAUGUAUCAUCGUUAGACAUAAAUCCGUAUCAGAAGAACUUGCUUGCGUCCGGGGCGUCGGAGAGCGAGAUCUUUAUAUGGGACCUGAACAACACGAGCCAGCCUAUGGCGCCUGGUAACAGGAACCAGCCUUACGACCAUGUGCAGGGAUUGGCGUGGAAUCAACAGGUGCAACAUAUUCUCGGGUCCACAUUCGCUACGAGAUGCGUUGUCUGGGAUUUAAGGAAGAACGAACCUAUUAUGAAACUAAGCGACUCUCAGUCCCGGACGAGAUGGCGUUCCCUAGCGUGGCACCCCAACGUAGCGACACAGCUGUGCAUUGCCUCCGAAGACGACCAGGUGCCCGUCAUACAGCUCUGGGAUUUGAGGCUGGCCGCGUCUCCGCUGGUGACGUUGGAGGGUCACCACAAGGGCGUGAUGUCAGUGUCCUGGUGCAAGCAGGACCCUGACCUACUGCUGUCUGCCGGGAAGGACGGGAGAGUACUCUGCUGGAACCCCAACGAUACUAAACCUGGCGGCGCGUUGCUGACGGAGGUGAGCCAGCAGCAGCAGUGGGUGUUCGAGGUGUCGUGGUGCCCGCGCGCCCCCGGCCUGCUGGCCAGCGCCGCCUUCGACCAGCAGCUCGCGCUGCACUCGCUGCUGGGCGGCUCCAGGCCCGAGAUUUCGAGCCAGAACGCGAGCAACAUAAUGGACUCAUUCGGCGGGCUGGACUCGUUCAGCGCGCUGCCGGCGGUGGCGCGCGCGGCGGCGCCGGCGACGGCCGCGCCCGCGCAGCCGCCCGCACCGCCCGCCUGGCUGCGUCGCCCGCGGGCUGCCAAGUUCUCCUUUGGUGGCAAAUUGGUCACAUUCGACAAAUGUCCACAAGAGGCCGGACCACAGAAACUAGUCUACAUAAGUCAGGUCGUUAGUGAACCGGAGAUUGUAGAGAAGGCAUCUGAGUUAGACGCAGUCCUGGAGGCCAGUCUCAGUAACGACCCCGGAGCCACUGAGAGACUCGCUGAAUACUGUCGUCAGAAAGGUGACGCGGCCACGGACCAGAAUGAACGCUACACGUGGUUCUUCCUGCGCGCUAACUUCCUGCCUACCUUCCAAACUGAAGCGCUUAAUUUACUUGGCUUCAAACAAGAUGAAAUAUCAUCAAAGUUCAAGAGUCCUAACGUGCCGACGGGCGAUGGCGCUCAACCAGACUUAGCUGCUUUGAGUAGAGGCGAGUCCACGGAGACCGAGGCGGAGUUGUCUACAGAUACCAGCACUGAUCUCUCAGAUGCUCACACACUGAUAGAGAGGAAGCUGGCAAACCUUGACAUCACCCCGCCGCCGACAGUCUCCAACGUGGUCAUUCCUAAUGGAGAAGAUUCGACGAGUCUGAUCUGCCGCGCGCUGGUGGUCGGCAACUUGGAGGAGGCGGUGGAACUGUGUCUCGAUGCUAAGAGGAUCGCCGACGCAUUGAUUAUCGCUUCAUUGGGUAGCCCUGAGCUCCUCCAGAAGGUGCAGAAGUACCACCUGAACUCUACGGCCGGGUCCCCCGUGUCACUGGUGGCGGGCAGUCUGCUACUGGGGGGCUGGGGGGGACUCGUGGCUAGUGCUGCGCCCGCCAGUUGGAGGGAGACCCUCGCGGCUAUACUCACGCACUGCGACCAGGAGACUGCCAGCCAUUACUGCGAGUUGCUGGGGGACAGGUUGUCGAAGGAGAGCGGCGCGGGGUUGUCGGAGGCGGCCAGCACGUGCUACCUGUGCGCCAUGAGCGCGGACGCGCUGCUGGCGCGCGCAUGCGCCGCGCCCGCGCCCAGCCUCGACGCGCUGGCGGCGCGCGCGCAACUGGCGCUGUUGGCGCGUCGCGCGGCGCAGGCGCGGGGCCGCCCCGUACCGGUGGGCGGCGCCGUGGAGGCCGUGCUGUCGCAGUACGCGUCCCGGCUGGCGGCGCAGGGCUGUCUGCACGCCGCGCUCAGCACGCUGCAGCCCGUGCAGCACUCCGCGCUCCGGGACCGACUGCUGCACGCGCUCGGACAUCUGCCGCAUAGGGCCAGCCAGCCCCAGCCCCAGCCCCAGCCGGGCCGCGUCCACAGUGCAGCCCACCCCCGCCGCCCCACGCACUCGGAGUCGGCGUAUGCUCCUCCAGUAGGCGCGUACGAGCAGCCAUGGGGCCAGUCGUCCGUGGCGGCCCCCGCCCUGUCACAGCGCGGGCCCUACGCUGCCCCCGCGCCGCCCCUCCAGCCCGUGGCCCCGCCCCCCGCGCUGCUGCAGCCACAAGCCCCGCCCCCGCCGCAAGCGCAGCCGGCGCGCCCCGGCAGUGUCGGGCCGCAAGGAGGUAUCAGUGCGCGCUCCAAAUACAAAGUGGAUCCUUCAGUACAAUCGGCCCCGCUAUACAAUCAGUACAGUUUCAACAACCCAGUGACGUCACAACCUUACGGAGGUUUCAAUAGUCCUUUACCCGACCAGUAUGGAGCUACUAGCGUUCCUUCAUACAACUCACCGGGACCCAUGAACCAGAUGGGCGGGGCUCCGGGACAAAUGGGCGGGGCUCCUGGACAAAUGAGCGAGGCCCCGGCAGUCAAUGGCACGUACUUCAACCCGGUGCAAGCCCGUGAACCUGCAGCCCCCUUAGCUCCGUCGAAGCCUGUACCACCAGGUUGGAACGAUCCACCCAUGUUGUCUUCGAAACCUAAGCCGAAGCAGGAAGUAACAGCACAGGCACCGAUCACGCACCCACUGUUUGGGGUGGAGCCUCCCCAACACGUGCCACUGGCGACCCCCGCCCAGUACCCGGGCCAGUAUGCACAGGCCGGACAGUUUGCACAGGCCGGACAGUAUGCACAGGCCGGACAGUAUGCACAGGCCGGACAGUAUGCACAGCCCAACCAGUACGGACAACAGUAUGGCAAUUCCUACCCUGAUUACCAGGCCCAGAAUAUGACGCCUGGUUAUCCGCAAAAGCCGGAGAGUCCAGUCCCCGCGGAGCCCGCCAUUCCGGUCCAGAAGCCGCCGCUGCCGGAGCAGUACGCGUCGCUGCAGACCGUGUUCGAUGCCAUCCGGACUGAAUGCACCAACAGGGCCACUAACCCUCAAAUGAAGAGGAAAUUAGAAGACGUUCAAAGAAGAUUGGAGACUCUUUAUGAUAUGCUACGGGAGUACAAGUUGUCGGAGAGCGCGUGCGCGUCGCUGGCGUCGUGCGCGGCGCAGGCGCAGGCCGGCGAGCUGGGCGCCGCGCUGGCCGUGGCCACGUCGCUGGCCACGGGGCCGGACUUCGCGGCCGUGGCCAGCUUCCUGCCGGGGCUCAAGGCGCUGUUCCAGCUGGCCGCGCAGCUGCAGGUGUACGCGCGAUGAACUCGCUCGACUCUGUACCACUCACGCACUGACUUAGCUCGUUUACACCCCUUAUACGUCGUCGUCAAGAGGUAAUAGAACUUGGGUUAUUUAAAUUUAUACUUCUGAACUUCCUAAGUGCACCCCAGAGUCGAAGGUAAACUAUUCCGGCAGCAAGAAGUCGGUUUUCAAAGUUCAUUUUGUAUUUAGUGACUGAAUUAGUUAUUUACCGAAUUUGGUUAUUGAGAUUUGCUGUUAUCUGUGUUCAUAUAUUCCAUAUAAGGGGUGAAAAUCACUGACCAGCGUAUUCCAACUACACAAUGUUCAAACGUCUAUUGACGAUAACAACCACGGAGUUCACUAAACACAACUCUAAUGCUGAUUAGAGUUUAAAAUUAAUCUCCCGUAUCACGAUAUUGUGUAAUCGUAUCAUAAUGACUGUAUUCCACUUGCUCCGUGGCCUCAUUAUUAUAAAAUUAAAUAUAUUUAUUAAAGGAAUAUUAAUGUUAUACAACACAACUGAUUUUGUAUAAGCUCCAGCACAUGAAGUUAUCCUAAUCUCUCAAAAAGAUAUCAACUUAAACAUUUUACAAUAAAGUUAAAAAUCUUUGGACUAUGUGAAAGUAUUGUUUAUUUAACUCGUACACCGCGCACACAGAUCAUGAAUGUGAGUCCCGGUGUGGCUUGAAACUGAACAAGCUUGGGGUUAUUUCAUGUGCUGGCAUAUUUUGUAUAAAUGUAACUCAUAUAAACAGGUUUAUUUAUUUGUGUAUAAUGGGUUGCAGGUCAACCUACUCUUUUCUGUCAAAUUUCUUUAUUCGAUUUUCGACUCUAUCAUUUAGAUAUAAAGACGAAAAUUCAAUGACAUAUCGGAGUAGGUUGAAGUGCUGGCAACAGUACAAUUGUAACCAAUACAUGUGAGGCAUUUGGUACUAGGCUAUAUAUAAUAAGAAGUUAGUAUAAAUGGCAAAUUAUAUUUAUCUUUACGUCUGUACAUCUCCGAGAGCUAUAGGCGCUAUGUGAUGUUUGCAUUUUUAACAGUCUUUGCAUAGUGUUAUCUAAUUUUCUAUUUAACUUACCUGAGAGCUCAGUACGUGUCUGUGUUACGUUUAACGCAUCAACCGCUUCAUGUCUCUGCACUUCCCUAUAGUUUACUAUCAGAGAAUGCCUUAAGGCAUUAAAUCUGCCAUUCACUACAAUUUUUGUAAAGAAGUUAAUAAUCAAUAAAUUAGUGAGUUCGAACGGAGACCGCGUUCCGCCCUCGGAUUGGUUGAUUCAUUGAAUCUGACCAAUCCUUUUUUCUUUUCUAUUUUUUUUAUAAAACUUUGCCCCACACAAUGAUUUUCCUAUGUGAAAACAUAUGUUUAUACAAGUUCAUAUACA